Molecule: messenger RNA, 2924 nt
Organism: Ochotona curzoniae (black-lipped pika)
Lineage: Eukaryota; Metazoa; Chordata; Mammalia; Lagomorpha; Ochotonidae
Gene: PSMF1
Product: proteasome inhibitor subunit 1
Exons: 7
Coding region: 131-946 (271 amino acids)
Biological process (GO): proteasome-mediated ubiquitin-dependent protein catabolic process
Molecular function (GO): proteasome binding; endopeptidase inhibitor activity
Source: RefSeq, a predicted model, not a curated record
UCUCCAUUUUGGCCGCUGGUGGAGACGUCUGGCCAGAGAAGGCGGAAAGCGGAGAGGUUCGAGCUGAUUGAGCUGACCGAUUGCACUCUGCCCCUUCCCCGCUCUCCCCGCAGAGACGCCGCGGACGCUCAUGGCGGGCUUGGAAGUGCUGUACGCCUCGGCGGCGCCGGUCAUCACCUGCGCGCAGGACGCGCUCGUCUGUUUCCUGCACUGGGAGGUGGUGACCCACGGCUACUCCGUCGUGGGUGCCGGCGACCAGCCAAGUCCCAGUGAUAAGAAAUCAGAACUGCUGCCGGCUGGGUGGAACAGCAACAAAGACCUGUACAUCCUUCGGUAUGAGGCCAAGGAUGGGUCCAAAAAGCUCCUCGUGAAAGCUGUCACCGUGGAGAAUAGCAUGAUCAUUAACGUGUUGGAAUGUGGCUCACAGCAAGUGGCAGACUUGACUCUGAACUUGGAUGAUUAUAUCAGUGCAGAAGACCUGGGUGAUUUCCACAGGACCUACAAGAACAGUGAAGAGCUGCGGUCUCGCAUCGCGUCUGGAAUCAUUACACCUAUUCAUGAGCAGUGGAACAAGGCUAACGUAAACACUCCCCCACGGGAGUUCCCCCCUGCCACCGCCAGAGAAGUGGACCCACUCCGGAUUCCUCCGCACCAUCCACACACCAGCCGCCAGCCUCCUUGGUGUGAUCCCCUGGGUCCGUUUGCUGUCGGGGGAGAGGACCUAGACCCCUUUGGGUGUCGAAGAGGUGGCAUGAUUGUGGAUCCCCUAAGAUCUGGCUUCCCAAGAGCACUUAUUGACCCAUCCUCAGGCCUCCCGAACCGGCUUCCGCCAGGCGCUGUACCCCCAGGAGCUCGCUUUGACCCUUUUGGACCCAUUGGAACCAGCCCAUCAGGACCAAACCCCGACCAUCUCCCGCCACCGGGCUACGAUGACAUGUACCUGUGAAGGCCUCAAGAAUGUAACAUCCCAGCCUUCCCUCCACUCUCCUGGAGCUGCCACCACUGGCCCCGUCAGCAGUAGUGUUACCACGGGUUGGAGGCAAGGGACUUUGCCCAUGUGUUUGCAGGCUGGCUGGAGUUGCCUCCCCUGCCCUAAUCAGAGCCAGGGCACCUGCUGCAGCUCUCCACCUGGCUGCAUAUAGGUCCCAAAGAAAAAUCAGUGUCUUUCUCAUUACCAGCUCCUCCCUGUUUCCCAAGGGAGCCUCCGGCAACAUACACCCUCCACCCGAUGCAGUCCCAGUUGCAGCGCUAUAAGAACAGAACGCAUUUUGGAUGUUAUUAUUGAGAACCAAAUGUCAAUACAAAAUUCAAGUUGCCGGUCUCCCACUUUUCCUUUUUGCUUGGAUGCACAGCUCCUUUGGUUGGAGCCUCUAUGGGCUCUGUGGCUCUCUUCCUGCCCAGCACCUGCUCUUGCUCCUCGGGCACCUUGUGCUCAUAAGUUGCUCUCCCUCCUGAUGUGCUGAGAUAGGUCUGGGUCUGCUCCUCGGAUAGAAAUGAGUGACUAGCAAUGCCUUGGCCUCUUAGGAAGGGCAGGCACAUUAUGGAAAGCCUGCCAUAGCCUGAUAAGCAGAAUAAACAGAGCAGACCUAGAGGCUAAUCUCAUUUUUGCCCCUCUGUACUGAGCGACCCUAAGCAAGUUCUGGAUCGUCGACCUCGACCCCACCUUGGUGAAAGCCAAGGACCUAUCCUGUCCUCAAACACUGUGAUGCGUCUGUGGAUGGCAGCCUGGGCACUGGGGCAGACAAGAGCAGACUGGAAGUCAAGGCUCUCUGUGGUACUUCUUACAGAGCUGGUCAUGAUCUUACAGUAAAGAUCAUGGCAGCACAGGCUCUGGCUAAGUGUAAUGGUGAGCUUCAGUGGGAACAGAAAGCCACUGUCCUGUGUCCAGGUCCACCUGAUGUUUGGUGUUCUCCAGAACCCAACAGAUAGGCAGUGAUGAGCCCCUGGUGUGAGGUGGGAAAAACACCCUCAAGCCACUGGCCCAGAGGAACAAACCAGGGCCCUAGUCACCAGCAUCUCGGCUCGGCUCCUCGAUCCACCCCCUGCCUGAAAUCAACAUGCAUGCCUUAGCUGGGGCAGCAAGCUCCCAUAGCUGGGCGAGGAAUCUGCUAGAUUGUUUUCUAUAUUGCUCCUCUGCUUAGCCUGAGGACGGGUAGGAGUAAGCUAAACUGACCCUUUGGGCCAGUGCCUGGAUUGAGCCUGGAUCUGGGUGGCAGGAGGCUGGCAGGUGUAGGCCUCCUGGGAAUUGGCAUUAGUCUCCUUGUCAAGCACCAAAAACCCAGAAAAAGGCUUGCUGGCCACCUUGAACCUUGUAGAACCUUUGUGCUCGGGAGACAGGCACAGAAGCAGUCCUUACUCAUAACUCUUCUCUGAGGACUGGCAUGCGAGUGGAGUGUGAGUUCUGGUUUGGGAUCAGAUGAUAACUGAGCCAAAGGGAUUGAAAGCAGUUUGCUCACAAAGACAUCCUUGACUAUGAAAAAGAGCAUUUAUAAAAGAAAGAUCGGACUGGAGGCCAACCACAGUCAGGGAGGGUAGAGAACUGUCAAAUCUGAUUCAAGGGAAAAAUAAGAUUUAGAAGUAAAUUCACCACUUAGGUAUAUUAGAGCCAAGGUUGAAACUAUAAUGAUAUGUGUACUUCUGUUUUCUAAAAGCAGAAAAUGUAGCGAUUCAAUUUCAGAAUCAGCGGUCUGUUGUUUGGGUCUCCUUGCAUCAAGGACGCUGGGAAGGAAUACAGGCAAGGCUUUAAAUGCUGCAGCAGGAAGUGAGCAGGGUCUAUCAAAACUGCCUAGUCACUGUCUUUGUGCUGGCUUUGAGCUGGGCUGCUUCCCUCCUGGGAUCCUCACCCAGCAGCAGGUGGGACUGUUGCGGGUGUGUGCUUUGUAGAACCCCCAAGUUAGAGCCUUACAAUAAACAUCUGCACUUCA